AUGCCUCCUCCUCCACCGCCACCGCCGCCGAUGCCCGGGGCUGGAGGAAUUCCCCCUCCGCCUCCCCCUCCCCCAGGAGGACUCCCAGGCGGUCCCUCUAGCCGUCCACCGCCAAGUUCAGGAGGCCGAAACGCUCUGCUUGCCGACAUCAGCAAGGGCAAAGCCCUUAAAAAGGCCGUCACCAACGAUCGUUCUGCCCCGGCUAUCAGCAAGGCGUCGUCCUCGUCAGGCCCAGCCAUCGGCGGAGCUCCUCCCAUCCCUGCUCUUGCCCUAGCACCGCCUGUCCCCGGGAACCGGGCGCGAAGCAAUAGCGAUCAGAAAUCUGCAUCGCAAGAUGUACGCCCGGUCGACUCGGCGCCGCAGCUGGGCGGUCUCUUCGCCGGCGGCAUGCCGAAGCUGAAGAAGCGGGGAGGCAACAUUGAUACGGGAGCCGACGCGGAAGCCUCCUUCCACUCCGACACAGAAAAGGCCCCGUCGCAUUCGGCGCCCCAUGUCCCGUCCUUUGCCGCACCGAAACCGCCAGCCGAUGCUGCGCCAGCUAUUCCGGGGCGAGGGCCUCCUAUUCCUCCCCCGGGCGCAGCAGCGGGCUUGAAGAAGACCAAGGGACCGCCGCCGCCGAUUGGAAAGAAGCCGCCGCCGCUGCCGACAUCUCGCAAGCCCUCGGCCAGGGCCACGCCGCCUCCGGCCCCUCCUCCGCCGGCCCCAUUUUCAGCUGCCCCUGUUCUUCCUGCAGCUCCCGCCCCGGCACCUCCCCCACCUCCGCCGCCAGCGUCCUCUGCCCCGGCUCCUGUAUCACUACCCCCUCCGCCGCCGCCUCCUCCAGCGUCUGCGGCACCUGUACUGCCCGGAGCGCCACCACCCCCUCCGCCCUCUGUCGCACCGCCGUUACCUUCACCAUCAUCAGCUCCGCGAGCUCAGCCGCCGCCGCCGCCGCCAGCGCCUCCUGGGGCGGCACCUUCGCCCCCUCCUCCUCCGGCACCGCCCAUUUCAGCACCGUCACCUCCCAGCGCUCCUCCUGCUCCUCGAUCCAGAGGGUCGUCUCUUCGCCAUACCAUGCUCGACCCCAGCACAUUUACCUUGACCUCGAACGGCGGCGGCUCGUCAGUGAGCCUGCCAGCCAAAGCUAACCACUCACCCUCACCAAGCCAUGGUGGCGGGCGGAUCGUUAUCCACGACACGAGAUGGCACUUUAAGGAUGAAAGUGUUUUCCCAAAACCCCGGGAAUUUGUUGGCGGCCCGAGGAGAUAUAGAGCAGGCAGAGGGAGCAGUGUUCCUCUUGAUUUGAGCGCGUUGCUUUAG
Messenger RNA from Trichoderma citrinoviride, 1299 nucleotides. RefSeq lists its product as hypothetical. NCBI's taxonomy places the organism in Eukaryota, Fungi, Ascomycota, Sordariomycetes, Hypocreales, Hypocreaceae. The transcript has 2 exons. Bases 1 to 1299 code for a protein of 432 amino acids. Gene Ontology annotation, molecular function: actin binding. The record is from RefSeq and is a predicted model, not a curated record.